ACACCUCAUCCAAGCAAACAUUCAACCCAAAGAAUCACCGCCAUGAAGAGCAUCUCCUACGCAGCUAUUACCGUCCUCUCAACGCUCCUCCCCCAAAGCCACGCCAACCUCGAUGUCAUCACUCUCACUGCCAAAAGCGGUACCUGGAUCCAAGAAGCCGCCGCGACGCUCGUCGUUGGAAACGUCCCCAACCCCAUCACAGGAGAUGUCGCCUUGUGGAGCGCCAUUAUGAUGGACAAACGGGACUUUCUCCAAGGUGUUACGCAGAACUCCCCAAGCAGCGGAUACUGCCCCAACCUCGGACGCAACUGGUGUAGCUUCGCAUAUACACUCGUAGGCUCCACGAAUCCGCAAAACGGCGCACCGAUAAUGACCCCUCCAGGGUCUCGGGUCAAGACACAUUACAAGUUGAACCCACAGACGAAUCUAUGGGACCAGAACCUGUAUCUCAAUGACAAGCUGGUGUCUAACAUCUCGACGAGCAAGGGACAGCACGGGACGAUAUUCUACGUCUCGAUCGAGUGUGCAUCUGGCACGUGUGCCGCUGCUCCAGCGCACAGCUGGGAGGAUAUUUCCAUCACGCUGAACAAGGCCGAUCAGAACUUCGGGCAUAGCGGAAACUGGCAGUAUAACGCGACCGGUGGGAAAAUGUCGACGAUAGACGGUGGACAAACUUGGAGUUUUACUACGCUUUCUAUCCCGGACACUCCUGUACAUUGA
This is a messenger RNA of Trematosphaeria pertusa, 720 nucleotides long. RefSeq lists its product as uncharacterized. Lineage: Eukaryota; Fungi; Ascomycota; Dothideomycetes; Pleosporales; Trematosphaeriaceae. The transcript has 6 exons. The record is from RefSeq and is a predicted model, not a curated record. The coding region runs from base 43 to 720 and encodes 225 amino acids.